AUAAAGCUACACAGAACAGAGCUCCCACAGCAGCAUGUCUGUGAGGAGGAGGAGAUUCUCACUGACCAGCAGCUCUGUGACCAGGAGAGGAACUCAAGUCUGGACCAAGAGGAACCAGAGCCUCCACAGAUUAAAGAGGAACAAGAGGAACCAGAACCUUCAGACAUUAAAGAGGAACUCUGCACCAGUCUUGAGAUAGAACAGCCGGUACUGAAGGAGGAGACAGAAACCUUGAUGUGGACUCCUACUUGUGAGGAAAGUGAAGAUCAGACUCUGGACUUGAGUCCUGAUGAAACUCAGAUUGACAAAUCUACCACUUUAAAGAUUCACAAUAAUACUUUGACAGAGAAACCGUGUUUUGAAUGUGACACUUGUGGGAAAUCAUUCCCGGUCAAGGCCAGUUUGUGCAGACAUCUCAGAGUCCAUACAGGUGAAAAGCCGUAUACAUGUAACACUUGUGGGAAAAUAUUGUCUAAUAUAACCAACUUAAAAGUGCACAUGAGAACACACACAGGUGAGAAACCGUACCCAUGUAAGACUUGUGAGAAAAGAUUCUCUGAUCUAAACAACUUAAAAGUGCACAUGAGGGUCCAUACAGGUGAGAAGCCGUACCCAUGUAACACUUGUGAGAAAAGAUUCUCUACGCCGAGCGCAUUAAAAGUGCACAUGAGAAAACACACAGGUGAGAAGCCGUACCCAUGUGAUACCUGUGGGAAAAGAUUUUUUGAGAGGAGACAAUUAAAAGGACACAUGACUCUCCAUACAGGUGAGAAGCCGUACCCAUGUAACACCUGUGAGAAAACAUUCUCUACGCCGAGCGCAUUAAAAGUGCACAUGAAAAUCCAUACAGGUGAAAAGCGGUACCCAUGUGACACUUGUGAGAAAAGAUUCUCUCAGCUGGGCUUAUUAAAAUUGCACAUGAGCGUCCAUGCAGGUGAGAAGCCGUACAAAUGUAACACCUGUGAGAAAAUGUUCUCUAAUAUAACCAACUUAAAAGUGCACAUGAGAACACACACAGGUGAGAAGCCGUACCCAUGUAACACCUGUGAGAAAACAUUCUCUGCGCUGAGCACAUUAAAAGUGCACAUGAGAGUCCAUACAGGAGAGAAGCCGUACCCAUGUAACACUUGUGAGAAAACAUUCUGUACGGCGUCCUUAUUAAAAGCACACAUGAGAAGACACACAGGUGAAAAGCCGUAUACAUGUAACACUUGUGGGAAAAUAUUGUCUAAUAUAACCAACUUAAAAGUGCACAUGAGAACACACACAGGUGAGAAGCUGUAUCCAUGUAACACCUGUGAGAAAAGAUUCUCUAUGCCGAGCGCAUUAAAAGUGCACAUGAGAACACACACAGGUGAGAAGCCGUACCCAUGUGAUACCUGUGAGAAAAGAUUCUCUCAGCUGUGCUCAUUAAAAUUGCACAUGAGAGUCCAUACAGGUGAGAAGCCGUACCCAUGUGACACUUGUGAGAAAAGAUUCUCUCAGCCGGGCGCAUUAAAAUUGCACAUGAGACUCCAUGCAGGUGAGAAGCCGUACCCAUGUGAUACCUGUGGGAAAAGAUUCUCUGAGAGGAGCAAUUUAAAACGACACAUGACUCUCCAUACAGGUGAGAAGCUGUACAAUUGCAAAACUUGUGGGGAAAAGUUCAGAUUUGUUACCAGUUUGAAUAGACACAUUACAACACACACAGUGGGAAAAGAUUCUUUAUCUAAGUUUUCUUAAGUUUUGUAAUAUUGUAACUUUCACCAUCAACGUCCAGAGAAAAGGCCCUUUAAAUAAACACGUCAUUAAGUUUUGCAUUC
Molecule: messenger RNA, 1802 nt
Organism: Scomber japonicus (chub mackerel)
Lineage: Eukaryota; Metazoa; Chordata; Actinopteri; Scombriformes; Scombridae
Product: zinc finger protein 569-like
Exons: 6
Coding region: 235-1722 (495 amino acids)
Biological process (GO): regulation of transcription by RNA polymerase II
Molecular function (GO): DNA-binding transcription factor activity, RNA polymerase II-specific; RNA polymerase II cis-regulatory region sequence-specific DNA binding
Source: RefSeq, a predicted model, not a curated record